This is a messenger RNA of Oncorhynchus masou masou (cherry salmon), 570 nucleotides long. RefSeq names its product protein FAM180A. Lineage: Eukaryota; Metazoa; Chordata; Actinopteri; Salmoniformes; Salmonidae. The record is from RefSeq and is a predicted model, not a curated record. The transcript has 3 exons. Bases 49 to 570 code for a protein of 173 amino acids.
AGUUUUAUUGAAGAAUAGCAAAGGAUAGAAGGAGACAGUGAAAUCAUCAUGCAAUCAGAGGUAUACAGUCAUAAAAGAGAGAUGGUGACAAAACCUCGACCAAGAGAUCUCAUAUGGGUCACCGUAGCGAUGGUGUGGUGUCAAGAUCUUUUAGAAGAUGUGUCUGGUGCCGUACAUGGCGGUCUUCCUUCCCAGGGCUUGGGCCAAUCCAUCACCGAUUCAAACCUGAUGUUUGAGUUCUUGUUGGGUGGAGUAGAGAUCGACAAAGACAACAACAUCGCUCUGCUGGACCUGGAGAUGGCAUCUAUGAGGCAGGGACGAGCUUUCCUGGCUCACAUCAACGACAACAUCCCCAAGACGCUCUCUUCUAUGGAGCAGAUGAUGAAGGACCUGGAGGACAAGAGAGGGCCUCUCCCUCUCGCCCAAUCCCACUUUGAGAGCCUCAUCCUGGGCAUGGUCUACUCUGCUCACCAGGCCAAGCUCCAGGAGAGAGAGAAGGACCGGGAGAAAUGGGGAGAGGUGCUGAUACGUCUGGCUAAUACUACAGUCAACGAGCUGCGUAAACUGUAG